AAAGACAAGGAUGUAACCAACGGCGACUCAGACGUAAACGAAAGGACGAUUUCUUCCACAGCCGUCUAAUACUUUGGCCGUUAGGUAAAUUGCAUCAGCCAUCUUCAAAGCCUGGUUAAGGUAUUGUACUUUGGUUACAAUUAGGCAGUCUAAUGUUACUUUAUCGCCACUUACUCUUCUUAGUCUUAUUAUGCUAAAUCAACGCUCGCUGGCCUGUCUAACACUGUGAGAGUCGGAACUGGGAAAGAGAAACAGAAGCGAAAUUCUGCACAAUGGAUCGAGCUUCCGUAAGAUUUUGAGAUCGUAAGAAUAAUAAUUCGAGAAAACCAGACUCACAAAAAAAGAGGUUCUUAAUCACGUUGGUACAUUUCACAUUAGAUUCAGGCCUACACUCUGGAAUAAUCAGCUCUCAUUAAGUAUUUCUGUUCCAGAAAAGUUCUUCGAUAUUAUCAACAAGUAAAAACGAAAAAAUCACCCGUCUGCGAUUGGCGUAAACGACUUCGUUCAUUAUGGCUUAACCUCUGUUUUACUGUUGUAGUUGGUAGAUAGAUUUAAAAAAAAGGUUGAGUUUGAUCGUCUGGGUGAACGUAGUCCUGAAUAGGACUGUUGUUGUUGACAGUGACUGACAUUUCGACAACCUGUGCGGUAGUCAGUAGAUGACUACCGCACAGGUUGUCGAAACGUCAGUCACUGUCAACAACAACAGUCCUAUUCAGGACUACGUUCACCCGGAAGAUCAAACUCAACCUUUUGAAAUGACUCCUGGGUUCAAACCUUUCACAGAUAGAUUUAAGCUACACACAGUUCUUUCAGGAUUUAGAAUGUUUAACGGUAUAAAAGCUUGCUGAAUUAUUUAUUGUCUUUAUACAGCAAUUUCAAGCGUCGAAUCAUAAUUCUUUAGUUUCACAUACUACAGUGUUAUAGGAGGUUUUGAAAAGUUGAUUCGCCGGCGAUAAGUACGCUUUGUACGGAACUGGGCAAGAGAAACGAGGAGAAAUUCUGUACAAUGGAAUUUCCGUAAGAUUUUGAGAUCGUAAGAAUAUUAAUUCGAGAAUACCAGACUCACAAAAAAGAGGUUCUAAAUCUUGUUUAUAGAUUUCACAUUAGAUUCGAAAAAUCGGCUCUCAUUAGUUACUUCUGUUCCAGAAUAGCUCUUCGAUAUUAUCAACAACUAAAAACGACAAAAUCACCCGUUUGCGAUUUUCGUAAACGACUUUAUUAUUCAUGCUCAUUAUUAAUGGCUUAACCUCUGUUUCACUGUCGUAGUUCGCAGAUAGAUUUCAGCUAUACACUGCCCUUUCAGGAUUUAGAAUGUUUAACUAAAGAUAAACUAAGAAGAUCCGCCAGUUAGACACACUUUUAUGUUAGAAUAUUUUCGCGUAAUUUAUGGUGCUAAUGUACCGUCCUUUCAUCCGUGACCUCAAGAGAAAAACAAUGCUUACAUAUUACUGAAUUUGUCUACGGAACGUGUUUGCGUGAAACCUAAAAAUUAUAGGCCUAAUAUCUUUCAGUCAAUUCCAAACAGUGGCCUCUUGUUCCAGAUGUGCGUAGUAAAUGAUCGUUUAGGGGUUUAUUUCCAAGAGCAGCCACACCGAAACUGUCCUUGCUCGUGAAGAAUAUAAUGAAUACAAUAUUAAACAUCUACACACAAAAUAAAUACGGUUCCGACAAAUUUAAUGUGAUUGCGUUUCAUGAACCCGCAAUUGUUGCCACGUUGUUACAGGCCAAAAUAUAUUGCUUUUAUUUUCUUUUCUUUUCGGUAAGAAAUCUGAAAGAAGUGUACGAACAGGUGAACGCACUUAAAAUCACUUUUUUUGAGUCUAUCCCAACCAGUACACGCGGCAACUGACCUCAACCUUGUUUAAUCAACUAAUGCCUUGAGCAACUACUUUAAGCAAUCUUGCAUUUGAUCAUAGUUAAUUAACGUGGAAUGGUUGGGAAACCCUUUGUUAUAGGUUUUUGUUAGCUUUUUUGGACCUGACCGUACAAAACGUUCCAUAGCAUUCCUAUCAUUUUGAAGUUAUUAACCAAUAUAAACAUUUUAUUAAUUUAUUCAGUCAUAAUUUGUGAACAGAAAACAAAGGAUUGUGCACGGUCAGGGAGCUUCCAUCAUAACCCACAGCACCAUUGUUUUCAACUUUGAUGUUUGCCGGGUUUCUUGACCAGUCUCCUCUACUAACUAUGAUUUGAUUUAUAUAAUCAUUUGAAGUCAUCGAACCAAAUCAAAUUAUAUAUAUCAUUCAGUCAAUUCUACGAACUCCUAUAUUCCCUUAGCCUGAAUUUCAGACGAUUACUUCGAGUCGUUUUUUACUCCCUCAGUAACGUCUGAAACGUCUAAAUCGACCGGCCGUUUCCGGCGGUUAACGCACCCAGUGACGUCACUACUCCUUUGCUUUAAUUCAUGCAAAAAGUAAACGCGAUUUUCAACUGGCAAACAAAGAAAUAUCUUCUGGAAAUGCCUACAUGAUACAGAAUUGGUUUGCUCUUUUUGGUCGUAAUUUUGCUUUGAUUGAAAAGAAGCUAUUUGCUCCUUGACGAAGAAGAAAGAAACAAGAAAGAAAAGCUAACAGAAUCAUUACACUUAACGCUGGAAAUGACAAGAGGGUCGAAUUAUAACUUAAGUUUAAAUCGUAGAAAACUUCGCAUAAACAAAAUCACUUCCGGAAUCACACAAAGCGGCUCUAAAUGAGAAACCUACCGACUCUACGUAAUGAUUCUUCAUUCGUAGUUCAAAAAUUUCAUGACCAUUUCGCCAUCAUAGGCCGUUAGCGUUAAAGUUUUUCGUACGCGGUCCUAGUGGCAGAGCGUGGUCAAGGUUGCGAGAUGAGGAGUAUGGUAGCCCAGCUUUAUCACUUAAAUUUUUUCAGUGAAAACAAAAACACCUAUGUUAAAUUGAUUAUCAUUAUCGAUUUCUUUUCAAAUUGCACAAUUAAUUUAAAAUGCAUACUGAAAUCUCUAUUUCACUUUUAAUUUCACUUAUGUUUUCAAGGAGAAAUUAAUUUUCAAAGCCAAAUGCAAUCUUACAUAAAAUGUGUUUAUCAGUUUUAACUAAAAUUUUAAUUUCAAUUUUAAAUGUUUUAGAUCAGAAAAAAAAUAGAACAAAUAUAUACGAAACAACUACCGAUGUCAAAAAACAGAAAAAAAAAUUGAUUCGCACCGAAAGGACCAGCGUUAUCAUCCCACUCGGAAAGGACUGGGGCCAGGCCUUCUAUUUUUUCAAGAUGGCGGCAGUAUUGUGUCUUGAAUGUUAAAAUCGGUGGAUUGCGAAAGUUAUGGCCUCAAAGAAUCAAUGGAAGAAAGACGAUCAGGUGGAACAAGACUUAAAGACAUACAUUAGCCAAAAUUUAAAGAGAUCAGAAGUUCUCGAUUUCAUGCAGCGAGAUUUCCUCAAUACACAUGGAGUCUCCCAACCCUUGAUCGACGUCUUCGUCACUUUUUUACUUCGUUAUUUUUUUACACAAAUUACGACACUCCGCUUGCAGCAGUGUCAGAUGCGGUACAGAAAGAAUUGGAGGGACCGGGUCGGCUACUAUGCUACAGAGCAAUGAAUCAAAAGCUUAGAACAGAGCACACCGAAAUCCGGGGAAUUUUUGCUUUUGGAAUCCGGAAUCCCUGGCCUCGGAAUCCGGAAUACCGCUAGAGGAAUCCAGAAUCCCACUAAUAAUUGGAAUCCGGAAUCCAAGGUCCACUGAAAAAUAUCUGGAAUCCAGUACCUAGAAUUCGGAAUCCACGGAGUGGAAUCCAGAAUCCAAGACUGUUUUCGUGUGCGAUACCGUUUAAAAUGCUUCGAAUGUUAUAUAAAAACACUAAAAUCUACCCAUAUUUAUUUACAUACCGACUUCGACAUGUACUUAUCCUACUGAACUAAAGCCUCUCAAAAGAUAGAAAAAAAAAAACGUAUCAGGAUUAUGGCAAUUGAACCAAGUUAAAGUUGUAUAAUGUUUAAAUAGAUUUAUUUUAUGCAUGCAAAUAGAUUUAUCUCUCUCUCUUUCUUAUUUUUUCUUUUUUUUUUCUUCUGGAAGAUAUUAGCCUUUUAGGCUACCCUGAAAUUCGCGUAUAAAUAAAGUUCAUGUCAUGUCAUGUCAUGUCAUGAGAUUAUUCAGGAAGAUAGGAACAGUUUUUGAGUAUCUAAAAACACUGGCGGUGUUUGAAUUAAAGAUUUAUCUGACAGAAGUUUCUUGGAUGAAAGAAAUUCUGGGUAUUAAUAUCACCAUGACAAGCUACCAGCAUUUUUUGAUAACCUUUUUAAAAUUGAUGAAAGUAUCCAUAUAUAUCCCUAUAACACGGAAUCUGCAUCAAACAUAUAGUACAUAUCGAAUUAAGAAAAACAAUUCUGACAAAUAUUUGGAACAACUUCUCAGAAAUGUAACAAAAUCACGUAAGUUCGUAUAACAUGUUUAAAUAAUAACAAAGUGAAAGAGUAUCCACAAAGUUAUGUUUUUGGUUAUAGAUUUCUUCAGAAGGUUGAAUUUAUUAAUUAAGAAAACGUUUUUUUUUUAUAUCAGUAAGCUCAGCAGAGCUAGCUUUAUCUCCUGCGUAAUUAUUAUGUGAUAGGUUAUUAAUGUAUGACAAUUGACCACUCCAGAAAAUACCAUAACAUACCAUAAUACUUUUUGUUUGUCACCCCAUAAUUUGCAUAAGCUUUGUCUUCAGUUUCUCUUGGGAGUUAAAAUGGCCCCAAGAGAAACUGAAAACAAUGCUUAUGCAAUACUUUGGGCUAACAAACAAAGGCCAUUAUGGUAUGUUAUGGUGUUUUCUGGAGUGGUCAAUUAAAGGCACUUCUUCUUCUUCUGCUUAAUUUUACCUAGCGGUAUACUGCAAUUAACUGCAGCUGACAAAUCUUGCGUAUCUGACUAUUUUCCAGGUACCACUCGGAUGGAGCCGUUUUUGGUUCACACCAAAAUAUGACUGCUUUUCUGUUCAGUAUUUCAAUAUUAUACUUCUUCUUGUAGGAACAGAUUCUGAUGGGAUCAGAACUACCCAUCAACAACAGAAUAGACGGAGAAAGACCUAUUUUUCAUAAACUAUGGCGGAUCAGCACGGGUAAACAAGCUUUAAUUUUCUAACGCUCAUCUGUCCUAUAACCAUAACCUGAGACAUUAUUCUUAACGGCCUUUUUCUUUCUUUUCUCUCCAUUUCUUUCCCCCUUUUUCCUAUGAGUCUUCCUUUUUUGAAUGCUGGCAUUGUGGAAGGGGGUUGGGUCUAAUGACGUCUUUAUCUUCGAAAACGCGAAUUACCCCUAUAGAAAAGUCAAAACUGGUCUAUGAGUGUGUGUAAUCAAAUGGUGGCGAGUGAAAUUAUUGGAUGAGGCUGAAUAUAAUCUGAAGAACUGCUAUGUUGCACCACUCUACCAAAACAGCGCAACCUCGUUACCAGUGCUCAUAGGCGUACGGGCCGGGGGGGCGAGGGGGCUGCAGCAAAUUUUGGGCAACUCAGUUUUGGGGGGGCAACAAGAGAAAAUUUGGGCAAAGCCAGCUUUUAAAGACGUCUCCAUGUUUAUUUAAUUGUUUUGAAGACCUGAAUAUUAACCUGACGUCGGCGUAAUAAUCCAGUUAUAUUCACACGAGACGGUGGUUGCCUAGCAUGUGAUGAGUAAUUUACAUAUUUGUAGUUUUUUAUUGUUGGACACUGUACUGCACUGCACUAGCUGGAAAUGGGCUAUUUCCAGUCAUGAAUUGAUUAGAAUAAACUUUCGCAGAAUCAUCUCUACCCGAAGAACAGUAUAUGGCAGAUACCAUUAGCAAUGGGUCUGAAAAUGAAGAAGUGGUUAAUUCUCAGUUUGAAUUACGAGGAGAAUCUCCAUUCUUUAAAAAAAUCGAUCGUUCGGUUUAAAAUUAUUCGGCGCUAAUUUGUUAAAGUAGACCGAAAUGUUUACUCCUUCUUUCCAGCAAUCGGGCAUAGCUAUCUCCACAAUCUUUCAAACACGUUUUUAAAUAGAUUAAAACUACUAUGAGGUGAAAUUGCAUGUCAAAAGCUCUCCGUUUUCUACAGAUAACGGCCACACAUCAAGAUUUUCCUUUUCUUACCGUUAUUAACAGUAUUUCUAACGAUAAAAACUUCAUCCCAAAAUAUCUCGAUAACGCUCUUACGGAUUUUGCUUAAACUUCACGAACAUCGAGGAGACCGUAUUGGAGAAAAAAGCUCCUGUGAACGAUUUUCUAAGGUUCCCAGUGCCAAGAAUUAUUGCUGAACUAAAGUAGCUAAUAAUGUCCUUUCGUUGCUAUGACAACUCUGAUGUCAUUGCAACCCUGAUCAUGGCAAAUUCUCAUCUUAAUACAACUGCGGUGGCAAUAUUUCCAAAUUUUUUGUUUAUGGCGACGUAGUUUAUGCUUAAACUUGGUAUUGACCCUGAAAAACUGUAUCGAGCCACCUUCAUAUGCCAGUAAUGCCAGUACGGCCUAUGUUGUUGCAAUAUGGCCCUCGUUUCUUUUCGAAUCUUUGGAAACGAAUUUGGGCAACUGGUGAGAUUUUUUUGGGCAAAUGGUUUACCGCCCCCGGCAAAAAAUUUCCCGUACGCUUAUGCCAGUGCCUCCUGGUUUGCCGUCCGUUUUUUUUUUGGCAUGAAUGCUGUACUAUUGACGUCAUUUUCCAGAUAUUGCAUUCGACUUCCAAAUAAGGUCAACGCUAGCUGUAGCUGCUUAUGGAAUAUUAGCAGUGAAUGAAUGAUAGUAGAUAUUAAUCGAUAAUAAAAGGUUAUGUCUGUAGGUCCAAAAUUCGUCCCGGUUUAUCAGUAUGGCGCUAAGUUAAAGGAGCUGUGUCACGAAAUUUAUCAAAAAUACAAUCAGUGGGAACCGCCUACAAACUGACUGAAAGAAAAAAAUAACUGCUCAGUGCAAAAGAGGAAUGGAUGGACUAACUUCAAAAAGACUGAAACGGAUUGAAAUUGUGGUUCUUGAAAGUUCAUUUUUGUCGUAUGUAACGUUUUACAUAGCCAAUAAGGGCGCGCAACUGCCAUUAUUAACAAAAUGAACAAGACAACCAUGACACAACUUCUUUAAGUGUUUGUGAACUGCUGAGUCCUCGCAAGUGCGAACAAGCGAGGAAUUGAAAAAAUCACAAUUGGUAUCUGUAUCAGCUUCUUUAGGAUGGGGGGAGGGAAGAGAGAAGCGAAAAGGAGGACAGCGAGGACAUAGCUUAUACAAAGAAGCCGUAAAUUUGGCGAGAAAAAAAGAAUAAAGGUCAGAAGAUGUUAAGAUGACUAUGCAAGAAGUCACUAUUUAAAACCUUCCUCGGUUUAGUUCUUAAUUACUCUAUCCCGCCUCAGCUGAAUCUCAUAGAAGGUCAUCUCUCGCAACAAAUUAAGCUGAGUGCUACAGAGUUUGAAAGCAUCAAUUAUUCAUUUUCUGCUUCUUUUUUCUUUUUUUUUUGUUACCCUUAGAGCUGUAAGAGAUUUUUUCACAAAGUUGAAAUGAUUCCUUUAAGGAAGACGUCAUAAACAAGUUUAAUACUUAGGGUGCGUUCGAUUGGGAAAUCCGGAUUUAGAUUUUAAAAUCAGGAUUUGGGAUUUGCAAUCGAACGCGAAAUCCGAAAACGGAUUUCAACCCUGAGUUAUUUGUUUUUGGAUUUUCAUUUUUACCGUUCGAUUGGGAAAUCCACAAAAGGAUUUGAAAAACUGUUCUUAAGAACAGCGGUCUUGCACGCGCGCGCAUAAUUAGCAAAAAGAAGACUGCUGCUCACGAGAACAGUUUUGCAAAUCCUUUUUCGGAUUUCCCAAUCGAACGGUAAAAAGGAAAUCCAUGAUAUCCGGAUUUGGAUUUCCUAAUUGAAAUCCACCCUGAGGACGGAUUUCUCGGAGGUGAAAUCCGUUUUCGGAUUUCGUGUUCGAUUGGGAAAUCCGGAUUUAGAUUUUGAAAAUCUAAAUCCGGAUUUCCCGAUCGAACGCACCCUUAGUUUUUCAGUAACUCAUAAAUAUGGUGGAAUAAGCCAUACGUACUUUUCACAGCAGGACUCGUCAAACAAUCAUUCGUAUUAUAUGUAGGCGAUUCCUCUGCUGAAGCAUUCAGCACAUUUUGCUAUUUUCACUCAGUCUCUCAAAGUUGGUUUGCACGCACAAGUACAAGCAUAAGCAUAUGAAACUAAACUGGUUCCACGAAAAAAUAAGCACAAGAAAAGGAGCCUUUUAAGUUGUGGCAUUUUUGCUCAUACUUAUAUGGUAUUGUCUCGUCCCUUAUAAGGGAAUCUGGGUAAUUUUUGCGUUUGGAAUCCGGAAUCCUCUAAAUUUUUGCUUGAGGAAUUCGGAAUCCUGGGUUUGGAAUCCGGAGUACAUCUCUAGUAAUCCGGAAUCCCACUAAUGAUUGGAAUCCGGAAUCUAAGUUGCACUGGAAUCCAUUACCUGGAAUCUGAAAGGAAUCACUCGCAUGGAAUCCAGAAUCCAAGACUGUCGUGGGCUCCCCCAAAAUGGAGCGAUCUGUCUUUCCGUAAGCUUAGAUGUUUGCUUAAAAGCACUAGCAACAAAAACAGCGCUUGUAACGAAAACCUUUUCCUCCUUCCAUCGUCCUGCAAUUGCCUAAAAUUUGUCCUCACUAGCCUGCGUAUUUCAUCCGUUUUAUGUUUUGUACACGUGCAAACAUUCUUUUACUUGUGCUGCUGAACUCGGGGUACUUCCAUUGCAAUUAAAGAUCAUUAUAUUCCAGUUCGUAACAAACAAUGGCCAGCUCUAAGAUCUCCAUGUAAUGUAUUUAUUCAGACAACCCGCAAGUGGUACAGGCGAUAUAAGGAAAAGGAAAGUAUCCGAUGACAUAGACUCAACCGUAGCAGGUAAGUUUUGGUUACUUAUAGUUUUCAGAACCAAUUCAGAGUAAAUACCUGGAAGACAGUUCCAGCUGCCAAUACACCUUACCGUUCGAAGAAAUUCGAAUUUUGUCUGCAAGAAAAACAGGCAAUGACGCUAUUGCUAAAACAAUUUCUAUCUCAACGUAACACUGAUCACAACAAAGUUUCAUCUUCAUUUUACACAGCUGUCAGUGGUGGUUAUAGUUUUCCCAAGUCGUUGCUAAUGGCGAUGUAGUUAAUGCUCAAAAUUCAGUUCAGGGCUUAAAAAACAAGGCAUAUAACAAAUGUGUUGCGUUGGUAUACUUUUAUUAUUUAAUGAGAUGCAAAUAAGCAAGAGCUGCUUUUCUGUAAUACAGUAAAACUCCGCGACUAAUUCUGGAUUUUAAGCCUGUUACUACUGAAAUUUGCCAGUUAAGCCCCCUCUACAGAAGAACCUGUUUAGCCUAAAACUUUAAACAGGUUCUUAUUUUCUAAAAUCUAUGGAAAACUCUGUACAAUUGGGUAAAUAAGAUAAGCCAAAAUUGUUAUUGAUACAAUUGGAAAUUAAAUACAGUAUAUAAAUUAUAUGAGAAAUAAGAACCUAUGUAGUCUAGACUUGUGCCAACCACCAUGUAUAUAAGGACCUGUUUAGGAUAAAUUGGAAAAAUCGGCAGGUUCUUAGUCGCAGGGUUUCACUGUACCACAAAUUAGUGCAAACUUGGGAGGUAUUGCCCCUGAAAAUCCAGUCACUUUUAGUUUGUUAAAGUCAGUUACCAAUUUUCUUCUUUACACAGAAACAAAGUUCAGAAAAACUUCUAAAAACCCACCAAAAUUAGCUGAGGAUGUUACUGUGCUUAGAAAUAAGGAUCUUCCUGCAAAGGCCGAACGCUUGGACCUUGGCCAACUUCCAGUCGAUAUCUUGUUAUUGACUGUAAAGGACUGCGAGUUCAGAGCCUGCCUUUCUUUCAUGACGAGUUUUACAAAGAAGUACGAUGACGACCUUGGUUUGGUUUACAUCGGGAGUAUGUGCAAGUCAAGUGAUAAGAUGAAAAUCGCCGUUAUGAAGUGCAACAUGGGUUCGACUGGUCCCGGAUGUUCUGGAGGUGUUGUAAGGGACGCAGUCAAGGCUUUAACGCCCAAGGCGGUGUUUUGUGUGGGUUACUGUGGGGGCUUAAACCCAGACAAAGUCAAAUUAGGAGAUGUGGUUAUUUCCGGGAAAUUAAUCACAUACGCUCCUUCCAAAGUCACCGAGAAUGGCAUCGAGGAACUUGGCGAUCGCGGUCCCCCAAGCACAAAACUUGGAAAGUUAAUCCUGAAUGCAGCUGAUGGUUGGGAGGCACCGUUGCAGGAUCCAGCGGAGCUAGAAGUUGAAGUAAAGCGAGGUGCGUUACUCAGUGGACCACAAAUGGUUGAUAACAAUGAAUUACGUGAAGCACUUAUCAAGAGAUUCCCAAACGGAAUUGCUAUCGAGAUGGAAGGAGAAGGUAAAAUGAUUACACCUACAGUCUAGCAGGCAACUGCUUUAGCUAAGUUACACUGACCAUGAGGAGACUGAGAAGGAGAAAUGGAUAAAAGAAAGAGGAAGAGGCUCUUUCCCCAUUGCCUCACUUGUUCUGGAGAAAGUGAUGCCUGCGAAGGAGGCUAAGUCUAACAGAAAAACCAUUUCUCUCCAUUUUUGCAUGUUCCAGUUUGUAGGUAUAUAUAUAGAUAAUAGCAUGAUUUGUAGUGAUAUUUGGCACAAAUACCACUAGUGAUAUUCAGUUCGAAAUUGUUAUACAUAAUUUCACGAGCCGUUUGGCGAGUGAAAUUUGAGACAAUGAGUGGUAUUUAUACCAGAUAUCACGUACAAAUCAUGCUAUUAUUUGUUUAUACUACUACCCACAAAAGGUUUGUAAUUUUCACAUGUAGGUAUUUCAAAUUAGGCUGAAAUACCACUGCUCUAAGCUAGUCAAAUGUGUUAAGUUAUACAGUGGGAGCCUAGCAAUAUAAAGACCCUCUAUGUAAUGAAGUGCUCGGUAUGACGAACGAUUUUCCUUACCAUAGUAAUAGUAAAAUAUCAUAAAAAAAAUACCCUCGACGGAUAUAACGAAACUUAGUUAGAGUAAACAAAUUUUGCCAGUCCCCUCGGCCCUUCCAUAUAUCGAGGUUUCACUGUAGUUGAAACGGUUAUCCAACAGACUCAGAACCGGCAUUACUUGCGUUUUAAAGUUUGACAAACUGCUCUAGGAGUCAAAAAUUCAAUGGAACAGUCUAUGGAAUGGGUGUUUAUAUUUAGAAAUUUUAUGGUGAAAUUACUUUAAACUUCGCCAAUCAUUCUGUAAACUAACAACCCGUGUGAAGAUCAAAUCCGGGAGACAAACUCUUUAGUUUUUAGUACGGUGGAUUUAGAUGCCGAAAUCAGAACUUUCACUCAAAAGUGUUUCAAGUACAACUCAUUAUCUUCACUUUCAGGUGUUUACGGAGCAGCACAUGACCUGGGUGUUGAGUGGAUAAUUAUAAAAGGCGUGUCGGACUUCGCAGAUGGCACUAAGUCCGAGACAAAUUCAUGGAGACCCUUUGCGAGUUUAAUGGCUGCUUCCUUAGUUGCUUAUAUUCUCAAAAAUCCAAUUAUUUUUAAGGACUGGGGUCAUUAUAAUGAUGGAAAAUCAAGUCUUCUUUCCUCCUUAGGUGAGAUAAUUAUG
Messenger RNA from Porites lobata, 11432 nucleotides. NCBI's taxonomy places the organism in Eukaryota, Metazoa, Cnidaria, Anthozoa, Scleractinia, Poritidae. The record is from the annotation of a GenBank genome assembly.